CGGCAAGUGUAACCAGUGUUUUCGUUGCCGCGUGUCCGCCUCUCGCCUCUCGUUUCUCGCCUCGUAUUUCGACGGUAAUACGGUUUGGCUGCGUAAUUCGAACGGACACGGAAUACGAACGACCAGCAACGAGGAAGAUAGGAAAGCUGUUGCUGGCAAAUCGAACGAUCGGUUCUUUACCCCUCCUACCUCUCGGAUAGUAACGAAAGAGGGAGAAAAGAUACAUGCAAGGACCGAGCAUACCUGGGAGCGUUUGAGAAGCACGUCCCCCGAGACCCCUCCAGCCAAAGUCACUCGCCUAACCUCUUCCCUGUCCUCCUUAUCCUCCUCCGCACCCUUUCCCUCCGCAAAUCUCGAGAAGAAAACUCCUUACCGUAAUCACAGAACUCGUGACUUCGUUAUGGACGGUAUGGAUUCCAAACCGGUCUUGAACGACGACCCUUCGGUCACCCUAACCAUCCGCCUGAUUAUGCAGGGCAAGGAGGUCGGCAGUAUCAUCGGGAAGAAAGGAGAGAUCGUUAAGAGGUUCCGCGAAGAGUCCGGGGCGAAGAUCAACAUCUCGGACGGAACUUGCCAGGAGCGCAUAGUGACGGUGACCGGGCCGACGAACGCGAUCUUCAAAGCGUUCACGUUGAUAUGCAAGAAAUUCGAGGAAUGGUGCUCGCAGUUCCACGACACCCAGGGUGGCGGCGGCGCGACCAGGCCCCCGAUCACUCUCAGGCUGAUCGUGCCCGCGUCCCAGUGCGGCUCCCUCAUCGGCAAGGGUGGCUCCAAGAUCAAGGAGAUUCGCGAAGUGACCGGCGCCUCGAUCCAAGUCGCCUCCGAGAUGCUGCCGAAUUCGACGGAACGCGCGGUUACCAUAUCCGGUACCAGCGAGGCCAUCACGCAAUGCAUAUACCACAUAUGCUGCGUUAUGCUAGAGUCCCCUCCUAAAGGUGCAACAAUCCCUUACCGCCCUAAACCCCAAGUUAGUGGGCCAGUGAUCCUGGCUGGUGGGCAAGCCUACACCAUCCAGGGUAAUUACGCGGUGCCCGCUCACUCGGACGUAAGUACAGUAUUGCCAUUGUCCGCGCCCGCUGCCGGGCCCACCCCGCCCUCGCUGAACACCCAAACUUUGACGACUUCGCCCUUCGCGGCCCACCCCUCCUCCUCGGCCUUCGCCGCUUCUCACGGGCAACCGCUCCUAUCCACGGCCCACCUUACCAGCCCACAUCUUCCUCUCCACCCGAGCCCCUUACACGCCAGCGUGGCAGGCCUCGCCGACCCCCUGCUGAAGAGUGGACACUUGCAGGCAGCCCUCCCGCCCGCACACCUCGUGGCAGACGCCAUGGGAAAGCUCGGUAGCAAUCCGUUGGCUGGGCUCGCGGCUCUCGGCCUCGGAGGCCUGGCCACACCUGCCAACACCGGCGGACUCAAUCCUGCAGCACUGGCAGCGCUAGCCGGCAGCCAGCUGCGCACCAGCAACACGAACAGGCAACAGCCCGCUGCGAACAAUCAGACGCACGAGCUCACCGUGCCCAACGAGUUGAUCGGAUGCAUCAUCGGGAAGGGCGGCAGCAAGAUCGCCGAGAUCCGUCAGAUUUCCGGCGCGAUGAUCAGAAUCAGUAACUGCGAGGAGAGAGAAGGCGGAGCCACGGAUCGUACGAUCACCAUUACCGGAAAUCCGGACGCCGUAGCAUUGGCACAAUAUCUCAUCAAUAUGAGUGUUGAACUGCAGAAAGCUAACCUUGAGGCCCAAAAUACCCAAACCCCUGGCAGCGGUACCACUCCCGGGGCAUCCGGAGCCAGUGCUUCUCCCUCUACCACCACUACCACUGCCUCUCCCUUGGCCAGCGCCAUUCCCUUGGCUCAGCUGCUAAGCAAGCCAGGCGCCCUCAACGCCCUAUCUAGCCUGACCGCCCUCGGCGGACUCACGGAAUUGCUAGGUGGUGCUGCUGGCGCGGCUGCAUCCGCGCUUCCGGUCCAGACCACCGGCGUGCACCGGUCGCACAAGUUCACGCCGAGGUUGCGUAGCCCCGGCGCACCCGGACCGACCGACAGCGGAAAAUUCAAAUCCGAGCGCACCAAGUACAACCCGUACUGAGCCAACGGACCAUCGACCACGGAGAGACGCGACAGGGAGCUGCUCGUUGCACGUUCGAACACACGCAUUGCUCGUCGACGACCGGAACCGGAACAAGAACAACAGCGACAAGAACCGCCGCUCGACCAUACACACACGGUACACGAAAUCGAUCGCGUCGGAGAUACGCGCGUACGGACGCCAGGGUAGCGCGCGAGUCGCGGGCCACGCGGGCCGCGAGUUCGGAUUUAAGACUUGGCCAAGGAUCGGACCACGACCUUUUUUUCGAUACGGACUUCUCGUUCCUCUUCUACCGCUACCGCCGCUCUCUGCCGCUACUACCGCUAAAACUUCCACCUCUCGACGGUAGGAUAAGACACUUUUUUUUUCUUUCCGCGAAUCGAGAAUAUAACCGUGCGCGCGUACGAUGUUUCCUUUUUCGUCUUUAAGAUCGCGUUGCAUUUCUCCGAGAUAUACAGGGUGUAGACGAGGUCCGAAGGACCUUUCGUUUGUUCGAGCUUGUCCGUGUGGAUCUGGAAUAUUCGGAGCUGGGGUGCGCGCGCGGGCUCUCUCCUUCGUCGCGGUGCUUUCAACGCGUUCGCGAUAGUUUUCUAAAAGCUUACAUUUUUUUUGUUUCCAAAGAAUACGUUAUUUCUUUUUAGUGCCGAGACAUCGAGCGAUUCCAGAGCACGCGAUGUUCCGUUUUUUUGUUUUUUUUUUCGGAUUAUCGUUUGGAUCACGGAGGAUCGGGCGCGUUAACUCGAAAUCGCGGAGCGUUUCGGUCGGGUUUCGUUGAUCGAGUAGAUUGGAGCGGCGGGCGGGGGAGGGGAGGGGGAUAAUCGAUCGUAGCUUUCGUCGCAAAAGAAACGAUCGCUGGUUUAGCCUAGGAACUUUUUCGAAUUCGUAGACUCCUCGGAAGGAUUUUCUCGUUCGGAUAUUCCGGAUCCACGCGCGUGUAACGCCUACGUUCGUAGUAGACACGGACUUCGAAGUUAGCGGUACGCGAGAGCGUGCCCCCGUGAACGAAGAUCGUCGAGAUCCGACGCUAAGUCUUCGGGGCCCUUGACGCCAGCUGGACGCGUCCUCCGAGUCCUCGUUUGUUCGCGCGGAGAGCCUCGCGAAUCGGUCGCGAAGGCUUCCAUCGGCGAGCCCUCGUUUCUUACUUCGUACGGAUGAUUUCUUGCGAUCGAGACUACGCGGGAUCGUACCGCGCGUCGCCUUCGAAUCAAAAAGAACGAGGAACGAUCGUCGCGGUAUCGGAAAUUACGACUCGGGAGGCGCGACUGCUUGCGCGCACCGUCGCCUUUACGUACGUACACGCAUACGUGCGUGUAAUGGAAGGUAAACGCGACGAAUUAAUAAUCGAUUAAUCUUUGAAGCAGAACAACCUUUUCUUACUAGCGUUAGAUUAUAUAAAUAUAAAUAUAGCUGACCACUUGAAUCGAGAGAGAGAGAGAGAGAGAGAACGAAAGCGGAGAAACAUAAAAUUAUGUCGCGAUCGACGCAAAGGACGAAACAAAUUUAGGGUGCGCGUGUGCGUGACGAGUGGAUGACGAGCGACUGCGAGAGAAAGAGAUCGAGCGAAACGAUUAUAUUUUAUUUUCACUUUUCGAUUUAAUCUUGACGCGUGCGCGCGAACGACGAUAAGAGAGAGGGGAGAAAGAGAGCGGGAAAAUGAUCGCGCGCGGCGUUGGGGUCGGGAUUCGGAAAAAGAAACGGACGGAUAUACGCGUGGAAUCAUGUAACGCGGCUCGAACGAGCAAAACGGCGGACUUGCUCCGCCGGGCGAUCGCGGCAAGAAUGCGAGAAUGAGAGAAGAGGCAACGAUCGGAGAGCUUAUUUGUACCGCGAGGUAGUGGUUCGUCGAAUAACGUCGUCGGUGAAUAUAAAUAUAUUAUAUUCGAUUAUACGAGGUAAUCAAUCAAUCUACGAUAGUGGUCAUUUUAUUGUAACGAUAUAAUAAUUAAUAUACGAACAGGCAAUGGAAAACGUAAUCGUUCGCGAGGAGAGAAACACGGUCGAUUGUAACGCCGAUGUAUACAUGUACCGGGAUCUAGAGAGAAUAAAGUAUAAAGUGAAUCCAGUUUGGAUAAAUUAGGUUAAA
Molecule: messenger RNA, 4166 nt
Organism: Megalopta genalis
Lineage: Eukaryota; Metazoa; Arthropoda; Insecta; Hymenoptera; Halictidae
Gene: mub
Product: poly(rC)-binding protein mub
Molecular function (GO): RNA binding
Source: RefSeq, a predicted model, not a curated record